Molecule: messenger RNA, 413 nt
Organism: Drosophila willistoni
Lineage: Eukaryota; Metazoa; Arthropoda; Insecta; Diptera; Drosophilidae
Product: bypass of stop codon protein 1
Exons: 1
Coding region: 18-413 (131 amino acids)
Source: RefSeq, a predicted model, not a curated record
CCAUUUGUCUCUCCAAAAUGCGUUUCACUUCAAUCUUAGCCUUUGCCAUUGUGGGCCUUGUCCUGCUCACAUGGCAGGAUAACAGCAACACUGCCAUGGCUACCUCUUCAAACUCGACGACAUCGAGCUCUGAUAACACGACGACUACCACCACAACAACAACAACCACCACGACAACCACCACCACUGAAGCUUCAGAUGACACAACCACAACCGAAUCCAGUUCUUCAUCUUCAUCCUCAUCAUCAUCUUCGUCCUCUUCCAAGAAGAAGCGCGAGCGUCGUCGUCGUCGUCGUCUGGCCAGGGAGCGCCGCGAGAGGCGCAAGGAAAGACGUGAACGCCGGGCAGAACGCAGGGCUGAAAAAAAGGCAGAGCGCAGGGCUGAAAAGAAGGCAAAACGCCGCAGCGGCUAA